CAUGUUAGCCGCUGCAGCAGCGAUAGUAAAGCCGGCAAAAUUCGUGGAGGAGCCGCCGGCCCUCCUGUGCCCCGUGUGCGGCCGCGUGUUCUCCGAGCCGGUCAUCUCCGUCACGUGCGGACACACCUUCUGCCGGGAGUGUGUCGGGGCCUUGAUACGAGAAGGGAGACGCUGUCCGGCGGACAGGGUGGCGUGCGACUCGGGCCAGCUGGUGCUCAACAGGGCCGUCAUGGGACAGAUCCACGACCUCAAGAUCUACUGCUGCCACGGGCUCCUCUCCAGGAACGGAGGGAAAACGUGGGAGACGGAUACUGAUGGGUGCAAGGAGGUUGUGGUUCUAGGCAGGCGAGAGGAACACGAGUCCAAGUGCCAGUUUGCAAAGACGGUGUGCCCCAUUGGAGGGGAACUGUGUGGGGUACUAAGAGUGAACCAGAUGGACGUGCACGUGACUUCUUGUAGCAGAGUGCCCUGUCCCUUCAGCAACUUUGGGUGUAUGUACCAUGGAACCAAUGUUGGUGUGACGGAGCACAAGUCAAGCUGUAGCUACAAGGACGAGUCCCAGUUGCUGAUCAUCACCAUGCGAGAGCUAAAACUGGUGAAAGAGUCAAACCAGGAGCUGCAGUCUUCCAACAGAGAGCUCCAGCAGUCACUGGGAAAGGCCCUCAAGUCCAUCGACAGACUGGUGGCUGAGAGGACAGUUCAACUGGAGCAACAGGCACUAGCCAUAACGGCCAUCACUUCUCGUAUGGAGAAGAUGGAAGAGAAAAUGGAGGGCCUGACGCUGCGCAGCGACAAGGUGGAGGAGACACUGCGUUCAUGGACGCCGCACGGUCGCAGCUACACGGGCGGGGGAACCCCUGUAAUCAGAGAGAGGACCAACAGGGAGAAGAGGUGGUCGAUGGAGUCCUUCGCGUCACUGGCUUCGGCCACUCACGAUGGAGGACAUCUCUAUAGCAACCAUCACAGGCUCUUUCAAUGGCAGAUGCCCUUCACUGUCAAGUGCAUUGGGACCUUCAAAGGACAUAAAGGAACCAUUUGGUCGCUACUGGCCCACUCCAACUGGCUGUUCAGCAGUAGCAGUGACGGGACCAUCAAAGUGUGGGACACUGCAGACCUACGCAAGGGCUGUGUGAGGACAGUGACUGCCCACAAAGACUGUGCGAUAUCGCUGGCUGUCUGUAGAGGUGUCCUGUAUUCCAGUGGAACCGAUUUAGCUCUUCGUUCGUGGCACAUUGACACCAUGGAGGAGGUUGGAGCUGUGCUGAAAGCGCAUGACAGUAUGAUCAGUGCCAUGAUCUGCAGCAAGCAGUCCCUCUUCACUUCCUCGCUAGGCUGCAUCAAGGUGUGGGACCUGAUAUCACUGAAGGAGAUCCACAGAAUCAACAACAUCUCACAGUCUUGGAUCAGAGCCCUCGCCUAUGACAAGAGAUCGGUUGGUUCCAAGGAAAAUCGGGCAACUAACGUCUCCCUGCUCUUACCCAACAUAGGACUACUUGUACAGCACCACAAACAACAGACUCCACGUCUGGAGAGCCAGCGACGAUUUCGGCCUCGUCAAAGAGGUGGAGACUCAUUUCGGGGCCAUCUACUCGCUGGGGGUGACCCACAAGUUCCUGGUGACGGGGACCCACAGUCGGAACAUCCAGGUGUACGACAGAGGCAGUCUGAGUCACCACUGCACUCUCAACGGACACAUCGGCAUCGUGACUGUUCUGAGAGUUACAGAGUCGCCGGUCGGCGUCUUCAUGUUCUCAGGAUCAUCUGACAAUACCGUCCAGGUGUGGAAUCUUGAGAACAUGUUGCCGAUUCUGGCUCUCCAGCGACACGAGAAGCCAGUCCAGGCCCUCGCCAUCUGUCAGGACUCUGUCUUCACUGGCUCCGAGGACAUGGAGAUCAAGGUGUUUCGACAUUUCAAACUUUGACCACUACCCCACAGACCCACCUCACAACUCUCAACCACUACCCCUACAUUGUGUCUAUUUUUGUACAAUCUCUUCAGUUUAUUCAGUCACUAGUUUAUUAUGGGAUGUAUUUCUAUAGUAGUUUUGAGUCAUGUUAUUGCCUCUGAUUGGCAUUCUGGCACAAUCAGUUGCACCGAGUUAUACAACAUAUACAUAUAAUUUAUACACACACCAACACAAAUUUCUAACUAUUUUGCAACUCUCGGAAUUGUCCAAGGAAUGGUGUGUUGUUGAUUUGGGUGUGCGAGUGCAACUGCACAUGUGCGUGCUGAUUCUUGCAUGAGAUCGACUUGUGGACUGUUAGUUUAUUGUCAGCCGGUGUGGUGGUGUCUUGUACUGGUGAUGCAGCGAGUGCCAGCGAGACUGGAGGUUGAGCUGGGCGGGGUAGAAGGAGAAAUGCUGGGCUAGGAGACUGUAGCUGCUGCCCAGUAGACUCCCCAGCACUGCUCCACAGCAGCACGGUAUUGGCCACACCUGCCAUGGUCUGUUCCAGUCCAGAGGGAUUGGUACCGCACCGAUCCAUGCUCCUAGCAGAGUCGACAUCACCAUUACAUACAGCCCUCUCUCUGCACUGUUGAUGAAUAUUCUGUCCAGGAGGACUCUUCUCCACGUCUGGUGCUCCGUGUCCAGUAGAGCCACCACUGGUACAGAGGUCAGAGAGGUCAUCAGCAGAGCCCACACCACAGUCCCUACCAGCUGCCUGAAUGGGUCGGCUCCUAGUAAUGUUCCUACUAUCACAUAUAUCGUUGUCGAAGCCAGUAGCACUUGCAGGAAGGAGCUCCCCUUUGUAAGGAGUAUCUGCGGAGAGGAGAGCAUCAUUAGGG
Messenger RNA from Geodia barretti, 2785 nucleotides. NCBI's taxonomy places the organism in Eukaryota, Metazoa, Porifera, Demospongiae, Tetractinellida, Geodiidae. The record is from the annotation of a GenBank genome assembly.